Messenger RNA from Thlaspi arvense, 1185 nucleotides. The record is from the annotation of a GenBank genome assembly. NCBI's taxonomy places the organism in Eukaryota, Viridiplantae, Streptophyta, Magnoliopsida, Brassicales, Brassicaceae.
AUGGACCCAAGACACCUCAUGGACUACGUCACCACUUAUACCUGCAGUCGGCAUAUAAAAUUGGCCGUCGACCACAGAAUCCCAACCUCCGAAUUCGGGUCCGUGAUGGAGAAAUCUCCGGAGAAUCAAUACCCAGUGACGGCCUUUGGUUGGGCAGCGAGGGAUUCGUCUGGCGUCCUGUCGCCGUUCAAUUUCUCCAGAAGGGCAACAGGAGAGAAGGACGUGACGUUUAAAGUGUUGUAUUGCGGUAUUUGCCAUUCCGACCUCCACCAGAUCAAGAAUGAAUGGGGCACCACCAACUAUCCCGUCGUCCCUGGGCACGAGAUUGUGGGUGUGGUGAGAGAGGUGGGUGACAAGGUACAGAAAUUUAAAGUUGGGGACAGAGUUGGAGUUGGGGGCCUUCUCGGAUCAUGUCACUCUUGCGAAAAUUGUGCUAGUGAUCUUGAAAAUUACUGUCCUAAGAUGGUAAUAACCCACAAUGGUACCCACUAUGACGGAAAUCCCACGUACGGAGGUUACUCCGACAUCAUGGUAUGCGAUGAGAGCUUUGUGAUUCGCUUUCCUGAGAACCUGCCUCUUGAUGCUUGUGCUCCUUUGCUAUGUGGUGGAAUCACAUCUUACAGCCCUCUUAGACACUUUGGACUUGACAAGCACGGCCUACAUGUAGGAGUGGUUGGGCUUGGUGGCAUUGGCCAUUUAGCUUUGAAAUUUGCCAAGGCUUUUGGAGUUAAAGUUACAGUUAUCAGCACCUCCCCUGGAAAGAUGAAGGAAGCCACCGAGCGUCUAGGUGCUGACUCAUUUUUGGUUAGCAGUGACCCAGAUCAGAUGGAGGCAGCCAUGGGCACAAUGGACGGAAUCAUUGAUACUGUCUCUGCACCUCACCCUCUACUGGCAUUGCUUGGCUUGUUGAAGUCUCAUGGAAAACUUAUCAUGGUCGGUGCACCAGAUAAGCCACUUGAGCUUCCAAUCUUUCCUCUGCUAAUGGGGAGGAAGAUAGUGGCAGGGAGUAGCAUUGGGGGCAUAAAGGAGACACAGGAAAUGAUUGAUUUCGCAGCCAAAUACAACAUAACAGCAGACAUUGAACUUAUUCCAAUUGAAUAUGUCAAUACUGCCAUGGAGCGUCUAGCCAAGGCUGAUGUUAGAUACCGAUUUGUAAUAGAUAUAGGGAAUAGUUUGAAGAACUAA